Messenger RNA from Cetraspora pellucida, 744 nucleotides. NCBI's taxonomy places the organism in Eukaryota, Fungi, Glomeromycota, Glomeromycetes, Diversisporales, Gigasporaceae. The record is from the annotation of a GenBank genome assembly.
AUGUAUUUCAAAGAUCAAAAAGGGAAUCAAGAAGUCAAAAGAAUAUUAGAUAAUACAGAUAAUGAGAAGUCAAAAAACAAUAAAAAAAAAUGUCAUUAUAAAUAUAGCAGUAAUGAAGAAUUUAGCAAUAGUUUGGAUAAAAACAAUGAUACUGAAAUUGAAGAAUUCAGAGGGCCAUUAGAUUCUAAUGUUGUACAUGAACUUUCAAGAACAAGGCAAUCAAAAUUUGAUUACUUACUUUUGAAAAUGAUAAUUACUCUUCUUACUUGUAAGCAAUUAAGUGAAAAAAUUUUAAAUAAGGCAGUUGAUGAAUUUAUGACAAAAAUUAAAGAAACUGCAAAAAAAGAUAUAGUUGGCAUUACUUUAACCCUAGAUAGUUGGACAAAUGUGAUUAAUCAAAAUUUAUUAGGAAGUGUUUUGAUUACUUCUGUACAAGAUGUUAGUAGUAAAAGAUCAUGGGCUACAGAUAUUAUUCUAAAAGUUGAAGAGUUAUUUAAUGAUUUAGAAUCAGAGAAAAUUAAAGUCAUAGCUCUGAUAACAGAUAUUGCUAAAUAUGAACCACAUAAUUAUGAUUCAAGUGAUGAAUCUUUUGAACUUCAAGAUACUUCUAACUUGGUUCUGCCAAGCAAAAUAUGUAAUAUUAUUAAUGAUGAUAAUUGGUGGCGACAAAUAAAAAUAUUACAUUUAUUUGGCUAUUUGUUCAAAAUAAUUAAAGAAUAUCCUGAUAUUCAUCUUAGUCAAUGA